Molecule: messenger RNA, 1477 nt
Organism: Nyctereutes procyonoides (raccoon dog)
Lineage: Eukaryota; Metazoa; Chordata; Mammalia; Carnivora; Canidae
Gene: RAB20
Product: RAB20, member RAS oncogene family
Exons: 3
Coding region: 315-962 (215 amino acids)
Biological process (GO): intracellular protein transport
Cellular component (GO): endomembrane system
Molecular function (GO): GTP binding; GTPase activity
Source: RefSeq, a predicted model, not a curated record
GGGGGACAUGAACGUGGGCAAGACGUCGCUGCUGCAGAGGUACAUGGAGCGGCGUUUCCCGGACACGGUCAGCACGGUGGGCGGCGCUUUCUACCUGAAGCAGUGGCGCUCCUACAACAUCUCCAUCUGGGACACGGCAGUGCAUCCAGGAGAAAAUGCUGCAGUUCUGGGUUAUGAAAUCAUGGCGCCUGUGAAGUUAGCUGAGAAGUCUUGGCACGCGUGGCAGAGCCGAGGGCCUCAGCCGUGUGAGCGUCUGAAGGAUGAGGUGGCACACAACUGAAGAUGCCAGAUGAGAUGGACCAUCCUUAAGGACCAUGAGCCCCCAUCAUUCUCCUUCCACUCUGCGUAGAAGCCAUGGCCCCAGCUCCACAUGUAGGCAACUGCUCCUGGAUCCAGGGAAUGACAGGGGUAUUUGUCCAAAGAGAGGGCGGGAGCAGUUCCACGGCCUGGGCUCCAUGUACUGCCGGGGCGCGGCUGCCGUCAUCCUCACCUACGAUGUGAACCACCCGCAGAGCCUAGUGGAGCUGGAGGACCGGUUCCUGGGCCUCACAGACACCGCCAACACUGACUGCCUCUUCGCCAUUGUGGGGAACAAGGUGGACCUCCUCGAGGACGGGACCGCAGACAGCCAGGAGAAGGAAGGGCUUGGCCCCGGGGUGGCUGGGGGUGGCAGCAGCGGAUCGCCCAAAGUGCCCAAGCAGGUGCAGCCAGAGGACGCGGUGGCUUUUUAUAAAAAGAUACUGAAGUACAAGAUGCUGGACGAGAAGGACGUGCCAGCAGCUGAGCAGAUGUGCUUCGAGACCAGUGCAAAAACUGGGUACAACGUGGACCUGCUGUUUGAAACCCUGUUUGACAUGGUGGUGCCCGUGAUCCUGCGGCAGAGAGCCCAGGGGCCACCACAGACAGUGGACAUCACCAGUUAUAAGACGCCCAGACGGACCAGAUCCGGGUGCUGUGCCUGACUCAGAGAGGCCUGAGCCCCAGUGUACACGAUUGGCCAGGGAAUGACCGAGCGUGCUGCACACAGGAGCGUGCGAGUCCAGUGGCUUCUUACAGGGGCUGCACACACAGGAGGUGGUCCGUGUGCAAACCACAGCUGGCUGUUGAGCGGUCCACGGGCGUGGUUCCCACGUGGCUGUGUUGGGAGGCGGGGGCAAGUGAAUCACCUGCAGAAAACACUCUUCUGAGCCAAGACUUCCAGGGACCGCUCCUUUUCCUAACAUCCUGGCCUCGUCGAAGUGUGCGGCUGGGCUUUCUCGGCCCCUGGCCUGUGUGUGGGCCCCUGGCCUGAGUGCCUGCCCCACUGUUUUCUCAGAUAUUUUCUUCACUGUGGUUUCUCCCUGGUCCUACCAUUUGGUAUCUGUGUCUUGAUGCAUCACAAUGAUUCUUGGCGUGUUAAUUUCUACAACAUCCAGAAUCACUGCUUUUAUACUGGUUGCAGCCAUGUGAGCUAUGCAUAUUAUUAAAAAGGAUUAUG